ACGCGCCGCACGCUGACUUAAAGUGUCGUAAAAACGCAUGACAAACUCAUGAAAUAGUGGCGUCGCCGGCUGUUUUUUUCUCUCCUCCUCGUCGUGCGGGAGGCUAACGUGUUUGUGUCGGUGUGCGAAGAGGACGGGCCAACCUCUCACUUCAGCAUGGCGGGAGCGGACGAAUUUAUGAAGUAUCGUUCGCCACUGGUGUCAAGAUAUGCCAGCAAGGAAAUGGCCUACAACUUCAGUGACAGGAAGAAAUUCACAACGUGGAGGAAGCUGUGGAUCUACCUCGCCAAAGCUGAGAAGGCUUUGGGUCUGCCCAUCACAGAUGAGCAAAUCACAGAGAUGGAGAGUCACGCGGAGGACAUCGACUUCGCCAUGGCAGCGGAGGAGGAGCGUAAACUCCGGCAUGACGUCAUGGCUCACGUGCACACUUUCGCACACUCCUGCCCUGCCGCGGCCCCCAUCAUCCACCUGGGAGCCACCUCCUGCUACGUGGGAGACAACACGGAUCUGAUUAUGCUGCAUGAUGGAUUUGACAUUCUCUUACCCAAGCUGGCCAGAGUCAUUAACAGACUGGCAAACUUUGCAGAGGAAUAUUCAGACCUGCCCACGCUGGGCUUCACACACUACCAGCCGGCCCAGUUGACCACGGUUGGAAAGCGAGCGUGCUUGUGGCUGCAGGACUUGGCCAUGGACAUGAGGAACCUGCAGCGGGCACGCGAUGACCUGCGUUUCCGUGGGGUCAAGGGGACCACCGGCACUCAAGCUAGUUUCCUGCAGCUCUUUCAGGGAGACCAUGACAAGGUAGAAGACCUGGACAGAAUGGUUACCGAGAUGGCUGGCUUCAAAAAAGCCUACCUGGUGACUGGUCAGACAUACAGUCGUAAAGUGGACGUUGACAGUCUGUCCAGUCUUGCCAGUUUGGGAGCCACUGUCCAUAAAAUUUGUACCGACAUCCGCCUGCUGGCCAACCUGAAGGAGAUUGAGGAGCCUUUUGAGAAGGACCAGAUUGGUUCUAGUGCCAUGGCGUACAAGAGGAACCCAAUGCGUGCUGAGCGGUGCUGUAGCCUUGCCCGACAUUUGGUGGCGCUGAUGGCCAACCCUUUGCAGACGGCUUCAGUGCAGUGGCUGGAGAGGACGCUGGAUGACAGCGCCAACAGGAGGAUCUCUCUGCCGGAGUCCUUCCUCACCGCUGACAUCAUCCUGAGCACUCUGCAGAACAUCACCGAAGGUCUGGUGGUCUACCCCAAAGUCAUAGAAAGGCACAUCCGCCAUGAGCUGCCCUUCAUGGCCACAGAGAACAUCAUCAUGGCCAUGGUGCAGGCCGGAGGCAACAGACAGGACUGCCAUGAGAAGAUUCGUGUCCUCUCCCAGGAGGCGGCUGCUGUGGUCAAGCAGGAGGGCGGCGACAACGACCUGCUGGCAAGAGUCCAGGCGGACCCUUACUUCGCUCCCAUUUUGGAACAACUGGACGCCCUGCUCGACCCCAAGACCUUUAUCGGACGUGCUCCCCAGCAGGUGGCCAGAUUCCUGUCAGAGGAGGUGCGCCCUCUGCUGGAGCCUUACAACUCCAAAAUGGAUGUCAAGAUGGAGCUUGAGCUCUAACACACUCGAACACACACAGGCCGUCUCAAGUACUUCCAUCAGUACACUUCAAUAUGUAUACUAUGUACACUAUGUACUUAUUUCCUGACUUACCGGAAACGGCGAUUGCAAUAUCCAACCGCUCAACUUAGUCCCGCCCCUGCCGCUAAGUAGACAAGAUAGUGAUGAUCAAAGGUGGUAAGGGUCCAAAGCUGCACACUCACCAUUUGGUGUUUUUAGUGCACUAACCAGGUACUGACAGCACACUCAGAAGUCUAAGUAUGGAAGUACAGUGCACAAAUUGAGAGAGAGCCACCAACCCUUAAAGUAGCAAUAUAGUGAAAAUAACUUUUUAACUGUAAUAGAAAACAUCAUGAAUUAGUUGUCUGUUGUGUUGAUGACUGUAACAACACAUUAUGUAAUAAUGUAAUACAUUUUUACCUCAUUAUUUCAUAAUCGAACACAUUAUGUAAUACACUUGUUUUUGCCAUACCUUUUUUCAUAAUGCGGGUGCUGCACUUUUAAAAAAAGUUAAAUUUAACAAUUUAGUCCAUUAUGUAAUAAAUCAUUAAAACACAUGCCUUAAUUAUGAAAACUGUCACAGCAAGGCCUAAAAUAUUUAGAUUUUCAUUACAUUUUUCACAAACAACAAUCAAUUUGGUCAUUGAUGGAAGAAAACUAAUGUUUCUGUUUCAUAUUUGCAUUAGAGGUUCUAUUCUUAGUAUCAUGUGUAGUAUAGUGUUAUCAUAACAUAAUCUAUAUUGCAUGAGUGUAUGCCCUUCAACAUUUUAGUGCAAUGGUCAUUCUCAUGUCUGUAAUAAAUCAUUAGUAUAACUUUUGUUUAUGGCUUGCAACCACAUUCUCCAUUAUAAUCAGUAAAGCUACAUUUGAUGUAUUUGAUCAAUGAAAUGUUCUAUUGGAGUCUUAAAAUCAAUUCUAAUAAUAAACAUUUUGUGUUUC
This is a messenger RNA of Nerophis lumbriciformis (worm pipefish), 2541 nucleotides long. RefSeq names its product adenylosuccinate lyase (gene adsl). The record is from RefSeq and is a predicted model, not a curated record. Lineage: Eukaryota; Metazoa; Chordata; Actinopteri; Syngnathiformes; Syngnathidae. Gene Ontology annotation, biological process: 'de novo' AMP biosynthetic process. Gene Ontology annotation, cellular component: cytosol. Gene Ontology annotation, molecular function: (S)-2-(5-amino-1-(5-phospho-D-ribosyl)imidazole-4-carboxamido) succinate lyase (fumarate-forming) activity; N6-(1,2-dicarboxyethyl)AMP AMP-lyase (fumarate-forming) activity.